Messenger RNA from Racocetra persica, 479 nucleotides. NCBI's taxonomy places the organism in Eukaryota, Fungi, Glomeromycota, Glomeromycetes, Diversisporales, Gigasporaceae. The record is from the annotation of a GenBank genome assembly.
CAACUAUCCAUUUGCCGCUUCCACUUUUUCUAAUGACUUCUCCAAAUCGACAAAGGCGAGGCCGUUACGCGACUAACGCAUGUACUAAUUGUAGAAAAAGGCAUGUAAAGUGUUCCCAAGGUUCCCAAGGAACUGCCUGCACAAACUGUGCAUCGCGCAAUCUUAUGUGUACUUAUACUAUACCAAACAAACGAGGACCAAAAGUUUCCAGUGGAUCAACUAAUGGUUUUGAAAAUAGCUUCGGUGAAGCCGAAAGUAUCGAACGUGGAUAUGAAUUUGACCUCAUUCCUAACUAUCGCGACUAUAUCGAAGAGACUCAGUCGGUCCAAGGAGGUCUUUUUCCUAAUCAAAUACAAUUUAAUACUAUUAUGCCAAAUAAUGGCAUGCCCAUUAAUAUUAGUGACGCAUAUUCUUUACCUAGCAAUUUUUCCUCUUCUUUUCCCUCUAUUGCUUCCAAUUUAGAUCAUCCUUUUAUGUAG